Molecule: messenger RNA, 2171 nt
Organism: Liolophura sinensis
Lineage: Eukaryota; Metazoa; Mollusca; Polyplacophora; Chitonida; Chitonidae
Product: ankyrin repeat, PH and SEC7 domain containing protein secG-like
Exons: 3
Coding region: 1-1692 (563 amino acids)
Molecular function (GO): protein binding
Source: RefSeq, a predicted model, not a curated record
AUGGCUGCGCGUAAGGAUGCAGGCGACAGUGAAGGUGAUGCUGGAGGCUCCAGGGCCCGUCGCAACCCGAGUGUGGAUGAUAUCGACAUUGGAGGAAAGUCCAUUGGUGAUCGACUACUGAGAGAACGUCUCCGUAAUAUGAUGAUCAAAAAUGAAGAACUUACAAGUUUUGCUUCUCAGAAAGGCCCAAAUGUGGAUGAUGUUGAGGCAGAAAACAGGAAAGGUUUGAGGGACGGGCGCCUUAAGGAGAGGUUGCGAAGUAGCUUUGGAACGAAGGAGGAAUCGGGGGGCAGAGCCGCGAAGGUUGAUGGCAAGAGUAGAAGGGAGCAGAGGGCCGCGAAACGUGAUCAGAUGGACGUCGAGGUGUUCAAUGCUGUGAAGAAUGGGGAUCCUCAAAAGCUGAGAGAACUGAUGGAUGAUGGUGCUAAUAUGAAUACGGUUUACAGAGACUACUCCAACAUCAGUACCAAGUCUCUGCUGCACGUGUGCUGUGAAAAGGGACAGUUGUUAUGUGCAAAGAUCCUUGUUGAGAAUGGAGCCUUUCUCAACAUUCGAGACAAAUGGGGACAGACUCCGCUGAUGUACUGUAUGAUAACACAGUACCAUGAAAUUGGUGAGAUGCUUCUGGAUCGGCAGCCAAAUCUGGUUGACGAUAAGGAUCACUUCGGGAAAUCCGCUCUCCACUGCGCCGCGGAGUCCGGGUCAUUGGAGUCGGUGAGGCUGCUGCUGAAGUAUGGAGCUGACGUGUGUGGUCACGACUGUUACGGCGUCACCCCGGUCAUGUCCGCCGUGUCUCAGAAGGAAGGCUGCUCAGAUUAUAGCGGAGUCAUACAGAUGAUGGUCGAUGCUGGCUAUAAACUUGAACUCAAAGAUUUCCGGAGCAAGAGAACAGCACUACAGAUGGCCGUCUUGGCGGGAAAUAUCGCGGCAGUGGAAAUUCUGCUUACGGCAGGAGCUGAUGUCAAUACAAUAGAUGGCGGGUUGAGAACGCCACUGACGAAUGCCAUCUAUCGGUUUGCCCGAAAAACCACGGCGGGUGGACCGUGUGUAGUGGAGCCCGACGGUAUGGUGAUCAUCGUCAUGCUGACUCAGUAUCAAAGCAACCUCAACAUGUCCCAAGAUCAAUGUAACCCACUGGUUGGCUGUGCCUCUGUGGAUAACGCAGAACUGGCCCAAUAUUUUCUUGAUAAUGGGGCAAAUCCCAACAUAAGAUUUGAACCGUCUGGGGCUACACCUCUGAUCAUCGCCACAGGCAAGAACAGCGUCUCUGUGGUAAGAGUCUUGCUAGAGUGGCCCUGCCAGACGAAUCAGAUGAGUAUCGUUCAUCGCUGUGAUGUGGACUAUACCAUGGACGCUCUACAGUUGGCCUUACUUCUGGGACAUAUGGAGAUUGCAAGGCUUCUUGUCUUGUCUGGAUGCAGUCUGCAGUCUGUGAGGUACCUAAAGCGGUUUAUUGUUGGAGAGGAAAUCCCGUUUUCGUUGCAGCGUAAUCCGGAGUUCUUCGAGUGGCUACAAGACUUGGCAAGCAACCCCGUGCCCUUGUUAGAGGCGUGCGUGCGAUGUGUCAGAAAGGUUCUUGUCGGUUCCUUACAAAGUAAGGUGGAGUGUCUGCCCGUUCCUAACCAGAUAAAGGAUAUGAUAACAGUCGCAAACAGCCUGGAUUGCUCUGACACGUUCUCAUUUGUUAAGUGAUAUCUGGAUAUCGGCUUAGUAAUGUUGGAGAGUGAUAAUGCUUUCCAUUAAUGUGAAUUGGUGGUUGCUCGAUGCUCCCUCAAAAACAUCAGUAUAAUACUAUAUCUCUAUGUUAACUUUAUUGCAUAUGUUCUCCGAGCUUGUAAUCAGGUAAAACUUGCUGAGACAAACAUUUACAUAUUUGUCUUGAUUUGACCGGGACUGAGGAAACUUAUUUCGAAAAAUGUCAAGCGGGACUGGUCACUUUCUGGAAAUGUUCAUAACUGUCAAACCGCCCAGUUAACAUUUUUGUGCACGCAAUCUGUGAUGAAUUAAAAGAAAAUAGUUUUCCACAUUUGUUUGGCGAUACAUUUUAUUAUUAAUCGUUGUGGCAUAUAGAACCGUGUAAAAAUAGACAGUCUUCAUUUUUUCUCCUGCUUUGCCUUGUACAUUUCAAAUAUAUCAUUUUAAAUAUAGGCUACAUUUGUGUAUAUGGUUAG